AGAGCCGCGCGCCUAGACUCGAAAUCCGGAACGACCGCUGGGUGGAAAGAAACUACGGCAUGAAGACAAACGUUUUCAAACUAAGCAGACAGUAACAACUUCUCGUCAGAAAGUUACAGCGACAGUUUGACAGCAAGAAGGGUGGUCGCGGUUUGAGGGUGUGUUCCUACAUUUUUACAACUUGCCUCAGAGUAACCUCUUUAUCCAAUGGCAUAUGGUAGACUUCAUGACCACUGAAGACCCCUGUGUCUAGUCUUCUAUGGAGCCCGACCAAGAAAUUACUCGGUGGCUGACCAGUCUGCACCUGCCCCAAUAUGCCUCCAGCUUCUCCCGGGCUGGCUACCGUCGCUUUAAGGACCUCAGGAGCCUAACUGAAGAGAAUCUUCUCGAGAUGGACAAUAUUCCCACAGGACACCGGCGGAGGAUCCUAGGCAGCCUGGAGUCCCUGAUGAUGGAAGUGGAUGGAGGUAAAGUGCCAGUGAGGAGAAAGCCGAUCCCAAGACCUAGACAGGUGUUUCCCAAAACUAAGCAGAGAGGAACAUCUUGUCUGCAUUCUCAGGGCAGUAACAUCCAGAUGACAAGCCAAACUCUUUCUUCAAGGACUACUGCUGAUUCAGAACGGAUGGCUAUUGGUUCUGCUACACUUCCUCAUACACUUCCUAUUGUUACAUCCCACAUUGUUUCCUCCAGCUCUAGUUCCGCCUCUGAGCAUGGCAGCAGUGAAUCACUGGAGAACUUUUCAGAAGAACCUGUCCCAGAUGAGAAUGAUGACUUUUCCUCAGAAGGAGCUUCUCUAGGCUUUCAGGGAGAAAUGGUUGAAAACGAAAUAUAUGAGCAGUGCACCUUCAUUAAGGAACCCUCUGAGCCGAGGUCUACCCGCUCCUUUAAAUUACGACACAGGCCUGUACCAGAGAUCCCUGAACAUCCCUUCAUACCUCCUUAUGACUGGAAUGUGGCAGCAAACAACAAUGACCAUCUCACAAAAUCUGAGGAACCCAUCUGCCCCACAGGCAGUCAGAAAGCAUCACUUCAAAGGACCUUGUCCCCCAUUGCCCCAUAUGGAGAGCUUUUUCUGUACAAUUCAGCAGAACAGGAACCGGAUGUGGGCAAUGAUGUUAUGUCCAGUCAAGGAGUAAAAGAGAACCGGGAUCAACAGAAGUUAAGAAACAAGCAGACACAAAACCAAGAAAGAGCACACGAUAACAAGAAGCAAGACCUUUCCAAGCAGCAUUAUGUCCAUGAUGAUGAUGAUGAUGAGGAUGAUGAUGAUGAUUACUCCACUGUCCAAGAAUCCACGAUUAGUCAGCGAUUGGCUAAUGAAUGCUCUUUUAAACAUCCUACAAUGCCUACUCUUCUCUCGAGCACUGGACCAUCAGCUUUGGCCAAGCCACAAACAGAUGUGAAGGACAAAUACAGUAUGGCACAAGAUGACCUGCCAGGCCUACAGAGACCAAACCUUCCUUCUCUAAAAGAAGUUUCCAUUUCUCCCUAUGCCUGCUUCUAUGGGACCCGUAAUGCUGCCACCAAAGCAGGCUGGCUAGACAAACUCUCUCCGCAAGGGAACUGUGUCUUUCAGAGAAGAUGGGUGAAGCUUGAAGGAGGAAAUCUCACUUACUACAACAGCGAUAAGGAGAUGUACUCGAAGGGCCUGAUACCUAUUUCAGCAGUUAAACAAGUUCGUGCUCUGGGUGAAAACAAGUUUGAGGUGGUCACAUCUGUAAGAACCUUUGUGUUUCGGGCAGAGAAAGAAGGAGAACGUCAGGAUUGGCUAGAGGUUCUCCAGUCUGCUGUGAUCUCCCAGCCCUCCAUUUCCCAUCAGCCUCGCAAAAAUAACACAAACAAGAGUGGCUAUGUCGAGCUGCGUGGCCUCAAAGGAAGAGUCUACUUCAGCCUCAUGGGAACCAGCUUCAGACUCUGUAAAACAGACCAGGACUUUAAUACUGGGCUGGCCAUCACUGUGGUGGACCUGACGGCUGCGUGUGUCAAACAAGUUGAGAGGAAAGGAUUUGAGAUCACUACACCUUUCAAAUCCUUCUGUUUCACAGUGGAGUCAGAGCGUGAGAGAGAGGAGUGGAUAGAAGCAGUUCAGGAGUCCAUCGUAGAGACGUUGUGCAAUUACGAGGUGCUGGAGAAGGUUUGGUUCAACAAGUCCAACAGGAAGUGUGCUGACUGUCAGGCUCCUGAGCCGGAAUGGGCCUCCAUCAACCUGUGUGUGGUCAUCUGCAAGAAUUGUGCUGGUCAGCAUCGAUCCCUGGGACCUGGAAUCUCGAAGGUCCGCAGUAUGAAGCUAGACAGCAGCAUAUGGACCAACGAGCUCAUUGAGCUGUUUUUAGACGUUGGGAAUAAAAAUUCCAACAGCUUCUGGGAAGCAAAUCUUUCCCCAGAGGAGGAACUUUGCAAGCAGCCAUCGCUGGAGCAGCGUGCAUCCUUUAUUCGCAGGAAGUACAAAAAGAGGAAGUACAAGAAAGUUCUAGAAGGUCUAAACACUCAAGAGGAACUCAACAAGGCGCUGUGUGCAGCAGUGGUUCUCCCUGACAUCUUGCAAACCAUGGCCCUGGUUUUCAGUGGGGCGGAUGUGAUGUGUGCAACCGGUGAACCUGAGUACUCCACCCCGUAUCUACUGGCUCAGAAAGCAUCCCAGAGGCUGCAGAUGGAGUUUCUCUACCACAACAAGCUCUCAGAUUUUCCUAAGCUGGAAGCAGUAUUUGACAGCAGUUUUUCGGCUGAUGUUCCUUCUUUUAUGGUUGGACUUCUCUAUUGCUCUGUGAAUGCCGGCAAGGCCACUCUGGACCGGAAAGGAAGACCUGACCUGGUCCGCCGUUGGUGUACGUUGGAAGGUGGAUUUCUUAGUUACUAUGAAAAUGAGAAGAACGCUAUACCCAUAGGCCGGGUUGACAUCAGCGAUGUGGUGAGCCUGGCCAUCAGCAACACUGAGAACAUCACUGAAACAGGGCCAGUGUUCACCUUUGAGUUGUACCUGCGCUCUCAGAGAGUGCUGGUGUUCGGAGCGGAGACCUCAGAUGCACAGCAGGAUUGGACACAUGCCAUCGCCAAGUGUUUUGUCACGCCAAGGGCAGAUGCUCUGCUGAGGCAGGACAGUGAGCUUAUUGGCCGACUACACUAUAAGGAGGGUCAUGACCUUUAUCAUUGGCGAAUGGGAUGGUUUGCUCUGGUGGGCUCAGAACUCUACUUCCGUUCUGGAGAUGAAGAUGAAGAGGAGGGAGUUCUUCAACUCAAACGCCUACAGGAGCUUACUGUGUCCACUCAUAUGGAGGGUGAUGAGAAGAUUCAGGUCUUGCUCAUGGUUGAGAGUGGGAGAACUGUGUACAUACAUGGCAUAACCAAGCAGGACUUUGCACUGUGGCAUUCUUCCAUCCAGUUGGCAGCUGGGACGGACGGUAUGGCUCUCGGCAACCAGCAGAUGAAUAAAAAUGAUGUUCCUAUCAUUGUGGAUAGCUGCAUUGCUUUUGUCACCCAAUAUGGUUUGUGUUAUGAGGGAAUCUACCAGAAGAACGGUGACCCGGGCCGUGUGGCCCAGCUCCUGCAGGAUUUUACCAAGAACGCUCGGGUUGUUAAGCUACGGGCUCAAGACCACCGGCUAGAGGACGUCACAGACACACUUAAGAGCUUCCUGUCUCACAGUGAAGACGCUCUAUUGGCUAAAGAGCUGUACCCUUUUUGGAUCUCUGCCCUUGAUGAACAGGAUGAGAAGGUUAGAGUGCAAAAAUAUUCAUCCUACAUUCAGAGUUUACCCAAAGUCAACAGGUCAACUCUUGGUGCUCUGCUGCAGCAUUUGUACAGGAUCCAGAGGUGCUCGCAUAUCAACCAGAUGAACACGCAGAAUCUGGCGUGUGUUUUCUCCUCGUGCCUGUUUCAGACGGAGGGACACACAGCUCAGGAGACCCGUGUGGUGGAAGACCUCAUCAACAAUUACAUCCAGCUCUUCUCUGUCAAUGAAGAGCAGGUUAGGCAAAUGGAGAAAGAAAACAGCUUUAUCACCAGGUGGAAGGACACCACAUUCUCUCCUGCUGGUGACCUGAUAUUUGAAGUCUACUUGGAAAAAAAGGCGCCAGAGAAGUGCUGUUUAAUCAAGGUGUCUCCUAGCAUGAGGUCAGACGAGCUUGCCAUCAGCACUCUGGAGAUGAAGGGGAUAGAGGUCAAAGCUCAAGAUCUCUGGACCACUUUUGAGGUCAUUGAGAAUGGAGAGAUGGAGCGGCCCUUACACUACAAAGAGAAGAUUCUGGAGCAGGUAUUGGAGUGGAGCUCUCUGGAGGAUCCCAGCUCAGCCUUCCUGCUCAUUAAGAAAUACUCUGGUUCUAAAAUGACAGAUUCCAACUCAGAUAAACUGAAAGAUUUCAUUAAAGGAGAGCAACUCAAAUUCAAAGACGGUUCUUCCAAACUGCUUUUGGGGAAUAAGUUUCAGGACCGAUACCUGGUACUACAAGACAAAAAACUGCUGUUAUACAAAGACAUAAAAAGUACCAAACCAGAAAGAGAGGCUCCAUUAAAGUCUGUUAAAUGUUACUUAGGGCUACGAAGGAAGUUGAAACCAACAAGCAGUUGGGGAUUUACUGUUUAUACUGAAAAGCAGCAGUGGUAUUUCUGCUGUAAAGGGAAUGAUUCUCAGCAGGACUGGGUCACCUCCAUUAUCAGAGUGAAGCAUGCCAGUGACUUAUGGCCUAAAGACCUAAAGCAGAGUGCAUCGUUACCUUAUAACCUGAGCAGAGGAAGAACAUCCACUUACAGCACUGCAAAGACCAGCACAACCAAACAUCAGAGAGAGGCUAAAGGGAAAUCAGUCCUCGCUACAAGUAUAGAAGGUUCAAAUACACAAAACCAAAUGACCACAGAUGUGAGCAACCAACCGGACUUGAUGCAUAAAUUGGCAAGCAGUGAAGGAACUCCGAGUGUCUCCGGGCUUGAAAUGGUGAUUGAUGACACACUCCAGUCUCUGCGUAGACCAUCACUUCAACAGGACCCCAGCGCUCUCACCCAGCUAUCACAGAAGGCAGCUGUGUUGCCCAGCAGAGGUGCGCAGUUGCCACAAAACCUCAUUAAUGAACUAAGUACUGUUCUCAGCAAAACAGGGCGCUCUCUGAAAGAAGACAAAUAAGAGAGACAUACAGAGACUGAAAGACAAGAGCCUUGUCCAUUGCACUUCCAUUGUGCAUGAAGAAAAACCAAGACCAACCCACAAAGCACAAUAGCCUCUCCAUAAGGAAGUCGAAUGUACUACGACAUAGAGAGUAAGUACAGUAAAUGUGUAAACUAGGACUUUUUUUGCGCACAACUACAGCUGUUUGCCAUAGGCUGCACUGAGCCUUUAUCCAUCAAUUUAGAACAAUAUAAUUCAGUAUUAUUGAACAUUAGUGAUUGUUUUAGGCUUUUGCAUGAUAACAUGCAUUUCCCUCUUCAUUCUCAUAUCUGUAUUCUCGAUGAGGUUGAAAAAGACACUACUAGACAAUGAUGUUCCAAUAUCAUCAUAAAUCUUCAUAUUUUGUAACAGGUUGUUCUGAGAUGAGUGGAAUGGAAACAUUAGCAUUAGUUAAAGUUGGCAUGAAUUGGAAUUUUACCCUAUUCUCUAAAUUCUUACUAUUAAGCAUUGUGAAUGAUUCAUCCAUGUAAAUGUUUUUGUUUUUUUUCUUCUUUUUUUGGCCUCGUACUUUUCAAUUUAAAUAUCAUAAAUCGAUUUUCCAGUGAAACAACAGUCGGAUAUACAUUAAUAGUCGGAUGUGCAUCACAAUUCGAGAAAAAGGAUCUUGCAAUAAACUUGAAUUCAUUAGGUAUCAUGAACAGUGACCGAUAUUUUUACAGCAUUAGUCUCAGAUGUUAAAGUUAACAUUUCAAGUUAUAUUAAUUAGCAUUAAUGUAUUAUGAACAAACAUGAAAUAACUACGAACAGUUGUACUGCAUGUUCAUAAAUCAACACUAAAAGGCUAUAAAAAUGUGAAUUUGUGAUACCUAAUGCAUUGGCCAGUGUUAACAAAUUGAACCUUACUGUAAAGUAAUUUUUAGUGCAGUUCAACUAUUUUGGGUUCUAUUUUGAUCAUUUUAUUACUGAUGUGCUUCAAGAUCUACCAAGCGUGUUUUUGACUCAAGAGAAUUGUGUGGCCUUUUUAUAGUUGGGUACAAAAAUAGCCCUGCUGUUUUCCCUCAUUCUCAUUCCUCUGUUUUCGUGCCAGCGGAGGUUGAAGACACUACCAGACAAUGAUGCUCCAAUUGCAUUGAUCUGUUUAGAACUUAUCAAACCUCCAUGUAAUGAAAGUGGCUGUUCAGAAGUGAGCUGAAUUAGUUAUUACAGUCCUAAUGAUAUACCACGUGCUUUUUUCAAGAGAAUCUUGUGCCUAUUUAUAGUUGGAUACAAAACUUACCCAGCUUUCCAAACACUCCAAAGUUGUUGAAUAAUGCAUAAUAGUAUGAGAGCAUACACACUGAAUAUUGUCACCCAGUUUGGUAUUAAAUAUUUAUAGUUGACAUUUUAUGUAGAUUAGGAAUCACUUAACAGCCAUCUGCAUUUCAUGGCUGUUUUUUAAAAUGGUAAUCAUGCACUCUGCCUGUCAUCAAAACAUGUAACAUACUAAAGUCCGUGUGUCAUGUAAAUAAAGUUAAAUGGUUCAUAUAGUACACUAGCAUUCAAAAGUUUGAGGUUGGUAAGAUUAUUUCAUUUUUUUAAAGAAGUCUUGUAUGCCCACCAAUGCUGCAUAUAUUUGAUUAAAAUAAAACAACAAUAAAAUUAAAUUAAAAACAGUAAUACUGUAAAAUAUUGUUACAAUUUAAGUUGACCAUUCUCUAUUUUAAUAUAUUAAUUAAUUUAACUAAAAAUAAAACCAUGGAAACAUUUUUUAAAUGUUAAUGAAAUUAUUUUUUUAAAUAAAAUGAAAUACUUCUUUAUUUUAGCUUAUUUCCAAGUCAAUGUAUAUCAUUUUCAUGUAGUUAAACCUGAAAUAACUAAAACUGAAAUAAAAAUGACUAUGAUAAAAAUGUAAAAGUAUAUCGACUAUAUAGUUUUAUAAUCUAUAUGUUUAGAAAAUUGCUAAAUUGCUUUAACUAUAAUUAAUGAAAGCAGCAAAUUAAAUAAAAUGUAAUUCAGAAUAUUAACAAAAACUAUAAUAGUAUCUUAAUGCUACAAAAAUUUCAGCAUUUAUUUCAAAUAGAAAUAUUUUGUAGCAUUAUACAAGCCUUUACUGGACCUUUUGAUUAAAUUAAUGCAUCUUUGCUAAAUAAAAGUAAAAAAAAAAAAAAAUCUUACCCCAAACUUUUGUACGGUAGUGUAUAUACUUAACUAUAUAUAUAUGUUUCAUCUGCUUAUUUGCAGUCACUUUACAAGUGCUCUGUCAACUCCUCAACCUCUGUAUAAAUAUACUACUGGAGCACUGCCAGUGGUUUAUGAUCUGCUUGUAAAAGUAUGCUGCUGCCAUUUUGAAUUGAGAGUGUUUCUGUGACUCUUAAAGUGUUAAUCAGGUUGUAUUCCAUGUGUUUUAUUGUCUUCGUCUGAUUUACCAUCUGUAAUCAGCCAGAGGUGUAAGUGACACACCUGCGCCAUCUCCCUCAUUAAAGUUUUUAUGCUUGAUUUAA
Molecule: messenger RNA, 7575 nt
Organism: Onychostoma macrolepis
Lineage: Eukaryota; Metazoa; Chordata; Actinopteri; Cypriniformes; Cyprinidae
Gene: arap2
Product: ArfGAP with RhoGAP domain, ankyrin repeat and PH domain 2
Exons: 33
Coding region: 260-5113 (1617 amino acids)
Biological process (GO): signal transduction
Molecular function (GO): GTPase activator activity; protein binding
Source: RefSeq, a predicted model, not a curated record